Molecule: messenger RNA, 1488 nt
Organism: Fraxinus pennsylvanica
Lineage: Eukaryota; Viridiplantae; Streptophyta; Magnoliopsida; Lamiales; Oleaceae
Source: the annotation of a GenBank genome assembly
AUGUUACCGGAAGAUACUAUCCCCAAGUCAACUCUCGAUAAGCCGCUUCAGCAGCUCACAGAAGAAGACAUUUCUCAGAUUACUCGUGAGGCCUGCCGCCGUUACCUCAAGGAGAAAGGGAUGAGGAGGCCGUCGUGGAACAAAUCGCAGGCGAUUCAGCAAGUGAUAAUGCUCAAGAGACUACUUGAAACGACGACGUCAGAUGCUGAAGCUGAGCCUUGCAAAAAGCUCUACCUUCCCCACCCUAAUAAAGAGUACGAUGAUAAUCUGCAGCGCGUGGGGUCUCAUGACAUAGUAAAGCUACGCGAAAAAAAAGAAAAGCACAUUUGGUCAGUCAAAAUCAUGGAUGAACUUCUUAAACGAGCUUCUACCAAUGAGUACGAAAAUAGUGGAGAGAGUCCCCAACGUUUUAUGUCGCAUAAACGCGAUGUAGAAAUUCCUUUCUCAGUUCCUGAUGCAGGAGAUAUUUCCAAGCCGGGUGAUGAUCAGACACCCCAAACUAGCGAUGGAGCGGAUAGAAAAAAGGGCACCAAUGGAAAUGGUUACAAAAAUAAGAUGCAGGAAAUUGAAAAGGGGGAGACAGCACUACUUGUUGCUGCAAAGAAUGGUGUGGUCGAGAUGGUGGAAAAGAUUAUUAAACUUUUUCCAGUGGCUAUAAACGACAUGAACACAAGCAAGAAGAACAUAGUAUUGUUGGCGGUGGAAAAUAGGCAGCCUCGUGUUUACAGGUUUUUACUCGAAAAGACUACAAUAAAAGAAGACAUUUUUCGGAAGGUAGACAUCGAUGGGAAUAGUGCUUUGCAUCUUGCUGCGAAGCUGGGAGAUCAUCGGCCUUGGCUUAUACCUGGUUCUGCAUUGCAGAUGCAAUGGGAAAUCAAGUGGUACAAGUUCGUCAAGGAAUCCAUGCCAUUGCACUUCUUUGUACGUCAAAACAAGGACAACAAGACCGCAAGGGAGAUAUUCACUGAAAGUCACAAUGAACUCGUCAAGAGUGGCCUCGAAUGGCUCUCCAACACCUCCAAGUCAUGCUCAGUUGUGGCAGCCCUCAUAGCCACAGUCGCUUUUGCCACUUCUACCAACUUCCCGGGUGGCUUCAAGGAAGAAAGCAACAAACCCACCUUCGCAAACGAGCCUGCAUUUAAUGCAUUUUCCAUAGCAUCCCUUGUUGCACUCUAUUUCUCUGUUACAUCGCUGGUCAUGUUCCUCGCCAUACUCACCUCCAGGUACCAAGAAAAAGACUUCGCCAAGGACUUGCCAGCAAAACUUUUGGUGGGAUUGACGACUCUUUUCGUGUCUAUUGCUUCUAUUUUGGUAUCUUUUUGCGCCGGCCACUUUUUUGUGCUUAAAGAUGAGCUGAAAUAUUUCGCAUUCCUGGUAUACGGCAUCACAUGUCUACCGGUGACAUUUUUCGCCAUAGCACAAUUUCCAUUAUACUUUGAUCUUAUACGGGCUAUAGUUAGGAAGGUGCCUCAACGUAGCUACAAAUAG